GGGAAAUGACUGCAGUGCCAUUGAGGAUGUGAUUUUGCUGCUUCAAUGAGUUCACAAUCUGAAACGUUGUGGAACUGUCCAAACCGGUCGAGAUCUCGUCCAUGAACAAUGCCCUUGCUGGUCCAACCAGCAUUUCACCUGUAGUGACACGCUUUCUUUGUCCUCCAGAGAUACCUCUGAUCAUUUCAUCGCCAACAAGUGUGUCUGCACAAACUUCCAGCCCUAAGAUCUAUUCAAAGAAAUGGAUGAUUAGAAACUGUCUCCUAGCCGCCUUGACCCACCUUCAUGUAGACAUCAAUAUCAGGAUCAGGUUUAAUAUUUGCUGCCUUCUCUCUUCU
Messenger RNA from Linum tenue, 338 nucleotides. The record is from the annotation of a GenBank genome assembly. NCBI's taxonomy places the organism in Eukaryota, Viridiplantae, Streptophyta, Magnoliopsida, Malpighiales, Linaceae.